CCGAUAUUGCCAGAAACUCAAUAAACCCUGGUGAAAGACGGAAGACGGCUCCGGCGAAAUCGUCAAGGAUUAACAACCGGAAUCGUAAAAAGUAUUAAAAAGCCCGCUGGCACCGCGAAGAGCCCGAGAAGAGUCGAGUGUCCCGAGCCCGUGUGUUUUUUUCCACUCCGGAGCAGCAUAGGUACAUGCAACCCGUGCACACACACGCACCUCCGAACGACACACACAUACUAGGUGCGUUGUGCGGAGUAUUUAAUUAUAAUUUCGAGUGUGCAGCGUGUGUGUAAAGUGCAAUAGCCUGGCGAAAGCAGGAGCCAGAGCCAGAGCCAGAGGCAGUGAAGUGCAGUGCGGGGCGAAUCCUCCAUUAGCGAAGGGCUGGGCCGCUGGCUAUACAAGGACUCGGCAUAAGGACUCCACAUAGGCCCGGAUAGGGACACCGAUAAGGCGAAAGGAGUGCCAGGAGACUCGGGCAGGAAUAGGAGUUGCCACCGCAGUCGCAGUCGCAGUCGUCUCCGUAAGAAUGCCUUGGCUGAAGGCUGCAGCCUCCUGCAGCAUGCUUAGAGUGCCCACAACCACAGCCAGCAGCGCCACAUAACCCAUCACGAUCACCACAACCACAUCAUCAUCAUCAUCCAGAUCCAAAUCUCGAAACUCCAACUCCAAGAACACUGCCUCUUGCCUCCAGCAGCAGCAGCCCCAGCAGCAGCUGAACCAACUGGAGGAGCAGGAAUCCCCCCCAGGCGGAGGAGCAGCCAGUCUGGAAUGUUGGAACACCCCCAGCGGUUCGUGCGCAACAUCCCCGACUCCUCAGCCAGCAGCAGCAGCAGCAGCUCGCAACAGUAUCCGCAUCCGCAUCCGCCACAGCUGCCCCAGCACCAGAAUCUGAAUCUCAACCAGAAUCAGAUCUACCAGUACCGUCCCCAGGUGGCCGUGCCCGUUCCCGUACCCGGCUCCCCUGCCCACCAUCAGCGGCACGCGUCGCUCUCCCAGCAGCAGCAGCAGCUACACCACCGCACCCUGUCCACCGCCUCCUCGUGCAGUGCCCAGCACAAAAGUGUGACCUUCGGCCAACCAGCGCUCGACUGCGGCAACGGCAGCGGAGGCGCCAACGGAAGCGGGUGCUACAGCAACACUGGAACCCAACCAAUGGCGGGAAACAUGAAGCACGGCAAAUCUCAGGAAGACGUCUGCUACGUGGUAGCCAAGUACGACUAUGCGGCGCAAGGUGCCCAGGAGCUGGAUCUGCGCAAGAACGAGCGCUACCUGCUGCUGGACGACUCCAAGCACUGGUGGCGCGUCCAGAACAGCCGCAACCAGUCCGGCUAUGUGCCCAGCAACUACGUCAAGAAGGAGAAGCCCUCGCUCUUCGACAGCAUCAAGAAGAAGGUGAAAAAGGGCUCCGGAUCGAAGACGCUGCCCAACUGCUCGCCCUCGCGCCAGAUCGAAAGCCCGACCAUGUCGCGACGACUGCCCCCAGAUCCAGCCGAAGCCAUCGGCUCGGCGAUCGUCAAGUACAACUACCAGGCACAGCAGCCGGACGAGCUCUCGCUGACCAAGGGCACCCGGAUCCUCAUCCUGGAGAAGUCCAACGAUGGCUGGUGGCGCGGCCAGAGUGGCAACUCCGUCGGCUGGUUCCCCAGCAACUACACAACGGAAGAUUGUGAUAACGAUGGAGAGAUUCACACCUAUGCCAUGGCGGAGAACGUGCUCGACAUUGUGGUUGCCCUCUACAGCUUCACGUCGAACAACGACCAGGAGCUCUCGUUCGAGAAGGGCGACCGCCUGGAGAUCGUGGAUCGGCCCGCCUCCGAUCCGGACUGGUACAAAGCUCGCAACAACCAGGGCGCAGUCGGUUUAGUUCCACGCAACUAUCUCCAAGAGCUCAACGACUACCUGGCCACGCCGUAUCGCAACACGAGUGCCGCCGGCAACGGGAAUGGCGGCAGCAAUGGAGGCGCCGGUGGCGGUGGUGGUGGCGGCACCGACUCCAUGGAGCGCCGCAACGAUGGCAACAAGUCUGCGUCGCAGUCCUCCGGCCAGCCAAUCGAGAGGCCCAACUUGGCGGGCAAGUCGUGGUAUUACGGCGCCAUAACCCGCAGCCAGUGCGACACGGUGCUCAACGGGCACGGCCACGACGGCGACUUCCUCAUCAGAGACAGUGAGACUAACAUGGGCGAUUACUCGGUUUCGUUAAAGGCCCCGGGUCGCAACAAGCACUUCCGCGUGCACGUGGAGCAGAACAUGUACUGCAUCGGACAGCGGAAGUUCCACUCGCUGGACCAGCUGGUCGACCACUACCAAAGAGCGCCCAUCUACACGAACAAGCAGGGCGAGAAGCUUUAUCUGGUGCGGUCCCUGCCGAAGGCCAAUGGCACGUAAAGUGUGGCAAGCCGAGGAGUAGAAUCUCAGCAGCAGCAUCCAAUCCAUAUUACCCGUAUUCAGCAGCAUCAUGCAACACAUAUGCAACAGAAAGAUAUACCACAAGGCUAACUGUAGGCAGCUCAGCUCGGCGCGACGUGUAGUUUAUUGUAGUUUGGUUCGAUUACGAUUCGUUUUGGAUUCAGGUUCAGAAGAUCAGAGCAGACCAGCGUGUGUAUAUAAGGCCACGGAGCAUAACCCUUUUGUACUUUUAUAUACUUGAAUUAACUAAAUUACCGCAUUGGCUGGCUAUGUUAAUGAGUCCAAGGAUAACUAAACCAAGGAUAUAAUCACAUUCGAUUCGAGCAAUUCUAGGUGUCAAGAUGCAAUACAUUAUAGUACAUAUUACAUUACCAUACAUGUGCACAUAUUAUACUAUACUCUAACGCAAGUUGUAGCAGACUAAUGUACACAGAGAGGAGGAGAUCGCUUUUAGCCACAAUACUGGAACAGAGAUAUGAUCCGAUAUGCAUAUUAUGUCUAUUAUCAUCCGUACGUAGUCCGUUGUAAUCCGCAGACUUUGACUUUGUGUCUGUAUAUACAAAGCGCAUCCUGGAAGCAGCAGGGAUGAGGAGGAUGAGGCCAAACUUAACCGAAACACACACAGCCAGAGUGAGGAUCGCUCCUACAGUCAUUUCGUUAUUCGUAACUCCAUUAAUUACCUACGACUACGAUAUAACCAUGCAGAUGCAUAAAUAUAAACAUAAUCUAAUCGUUUAAUCUGGCGUGCGCGGAGGAGGAGGAGGAGCGGGGAGGACGGCAUACAAGCAUGGGCCAUACUGUACAGUGAUGCGAUGCUAACCCAGGCCCUACUCUUUCGUCUCCAGGGAAAGGACUUCGCGUACGAUGAGUAGUGGGACCGCAGCGAUUCCAGCUUUAAAUUAUAUUUUAAAUAAUAUAUAGCUAUUAUUUUGUUUCCUAUGUUUACAGUUCAUUUUAAAAAGCUUACUUUUACGUUUAUUGUUUUUGUUUUUAAAUCGAUAUUUUUUAGGUUUUAGGAAAGUAAUUAGCGAAGGACGAGAGAAAGAGAGUGGGUGGGUGGCUGCCAGUGAAAUGACUUGACUUUCGACUUUUCUUUCAUACGCGAAUUUUUAAAUUAUAAAUCUACAUUAAAUACGAGUACGUAAUAAAUAAACUUAAAUAAUUUAUAGUAAUUUAAACGAUUGCUAAAAACCAACUAGUACUAAAGACGAAGAGAACAAACUAGAAAUUAUACCGAAACGGACAUGAAUAAAAUACAUUCAGAAAAUUAAAAGCA
Messenger RNA from Drosophila bipectinata, 3676 nucleotides. RefSeq names its product SH2/SH3 adaptor protein dock (gene dock). The record is from RefSeq and is a predicted model, not a curated record. Gene Ontology annotation, biological process: signal transduction; cell migration. Gene Ontology annotation, molecular function: signaling adaptor activity; receptor tyrosine kinase binding. NCBI's taxonomy places the organism in Eukaryota, Metazoa, Arthropoda, Insecta, Diptera, Drosophilidae.